Messenger RNA from Gastrolobium bilobum, 777 nucleotides. RefSeq lists its product as uncharacterized. The coding region runs from base 1 to 777 and encodes 258 amino acids. NCBI's taxonomy places the organism in Eukaryota, Viridiplantae, Streptophyta, Magnoliopsida, Fabales, Fabaceae. The transcript has 2 exons. The record is from RefSeq and is a predicted model, not a curated record.
AUGCAACAAGGAGAACGCUCAGUUACUGAUUUUUUUACAGAUAUUAAGAGUAUGUGGGAUGAGCUUGAUAAUUUGAAGCCUCUCCCCAAUUGUAGAUGUGCUGCUCCAUGUCAAUAUGGAGGAUAUCAACUGAUGAGAAACCACAGAGAGCGAGACCACAUCAUAAGGUUCUUAAAAGGUCUGAACGAACAGUAUUCUCACGUUCGCUCUCGGAUUAUGUUAAUUGAUCCUUUACCGAAUGUGAAUCGUGUAUUUUCGAUGGUGGUUCAACAAGAAAGGCAGAUGUUAGGAGAAGGACAGAAUGUUGCUGUCAAUGAAUCAAAAAUGUUUGCUAGUAACAGCAAUACUGUGGCUGAUAUGAAUGCACGAAGAAGUGGCUUUCCAAGUAGAGGAAGAGGCCGUGGAAACUAUGGCCAAGGAAGAGGCUAUACCAAGAUCUGUACAUUCUGUGGGAGACAAAAUCAUACAGUGGACACUUGUUAUCGUAAACAUGGCUUUCCUCCAGGAUUUAAGCCAAGAAAUGCUGCUAACUGUGUAUCGAUGAAUGAUGUAGCUGAUACUUCAGCACAGGACCAAGAAGAAAUGAAGGACUUGGUUUCCAUGACACACAAGCAAUAUGAUUCAUUGCUUAAUGCUUUACACUCAUCAAAGAUCAACACAGAAAUUCCUACAUCUUCAACCAAUAUGAUCCAGACUUCAGUCCUGAAUGCUGCUUCCAAUUAUACAUCAGGAUUGAUCCAAUCUCCAUUUCCAUCCCUGAUGGUUCACGAAAUUUAG